Molecule: messenger RNA, 1667 nt
Organism: Diabrotica balteata
Lineage: Eukaryota; Metazoa; Arthropoda; Insecta; Coleoptera; Chrysomelidae
Source: the annotation of a GenBank genome assembly
UUUUUAGUUAGUGGUUUUACAUCAUGAGACCGUUUGUGUUAUUAUCCACCUUGAUGGCUCUUGCCAGUGCCAGACCUGAGGCAGGUUACAGUUACAGCCCACCCUCCGGCUCCUACGGAGCUCCAUCUGGUGGCGGUGGAGGCUUUGGAGGCGGAAUUGGGGGUGGACACGGAGGCGGUGGCAUAAGCGGAGGUAGCGGAUUCGGUGGUGGAGGCGGUGGAUUCGGUGGCGGCGGCCACGGAGGUGGCGGAAUCGGAGGAGGCGGUAUCGGAGGUGGUAUCGGAAGCGGAAUUGGAGGUGGAUUUGGCGGUGGAUCCGGAGGUGGAUUUGGCGGUGGAUCCGGAGGCGGAUUUGGCGGUGGAUCCGGAGGAGGCUUCGGAGGUGGAAUUGGAGGCGGCGGUGACGGUGGAUUCGGAGGUGGAUUCGGAGGCGGUUUCGGAGGUGGCACCACUACCAUCCAAAAGCACAUCUACGUCCACGUUCCCCCACCAGAACCUGAAGAAUUCAGACCUCAAAGACCAAUCUCCGUUGGACAAGCCCAGAAACAUUACAAAAUCAUCUUCAUUAAGGCCCCAAGCGCACCCGCCCCAACUGCUCCAGUAAUCCCACUACAACCACAAAACGAAGAGAAGACCUUGGUCUACGUUUUGGUCAAGAAACCAGAGGAAGGACCCGAAAUCAGCAUUCCUACUGCUGCUCCAACACAACCCAGCAAACCAGAAGUAUACUUCAUCAGAUACAAGACCCAGAAAACCGCUGGCGGUGGAACUGGAUUCGGAGGUGGAAGCGGUAUUGGCGGUGGCAUUGGAGGCGGUAUUGGAGGUGGUAUUGGAGGUGGUAUUGGAGGAGGAAUCGGCGGAGGAAUCGGAGGAGGUGAUGGUAUUGGAGGAGGCAUCGGAGGUGGAAUCGGAGGCGGUCACGGAGGCGGAAUUGGAAGCGGCAUCGGAGGAGGUAUUGGAGGUGGAAUCGGCGGUGGAUCCGGUGGUGGUAUUUCAUCCAGCUACGGCCCACCAGGCAAAUCCGGUCCAUACUAAUUUUCUUACUAAGUUACCUCUGCAGUGGUUGCUUUCUCGUAACUGCUGCACUACAGUUUGCUGCAAACCACUUCAUCCGCUAUUUGUAUUUUACCCAUAGUAUUGUAGAUUUUAGGACCUAAACUGAGAUGCGUUCAUUGGAAUGAUCCAAGGUAAUCGUUGUCGAAUAGCUGACCAUCCACCCCCCAAAAAAUAAGGCAAUUGGUUAUGAGGUGACGUCUAAAGGCGCGCAAAGUUUGGUAAAACAUGAAAAAUACAGUCCAGUGGAGAAUUUGUAUUGUAGCAAUCUGUAGCUAUUACCUCCAAAAAGUGAAUGGUGAUGCUGGUAUGUCUGCUGUUUGAUACAAAAAUCAAACUCGUAUAACGAGUUACCUUUUUGUACCAUCUGGUAGCGCUAUAAUAUCGAUUUGUCUUUUGAUCAAAUCGAAUCUUAUGGUGCUGUUUUUGGUCGAGCUGCGAAAUUCUUGUGUAAAGACUCUAAACUGUUCGCCGUAUUAAUAAGGAUUUUCUAGUUUUAUCAAAAACUGUUCCAUGUUGUAAAUAUCGUGCAAUAUAAGUGUAUGUUAUAUAUUUUAUAUAUUUUUGUAUAUUUUUUUAUGAAUACGGUGACAAAUAAAUGUAUUUUUAGUAUAA